This is a messenger RNA of Tyto alba (common barn owl), 2692 nucleotides long. It is a transcript of the gene TMEM127, whose product is annotated as transmembrane protein 127. Gene Ontology annotation, cellular component: membrane. The coding region runs from base 1 to 720 and encodes 239 amino acids. Gene Ontology annotation, biological process: negative regulation of cell population proliferation; negative regulation of TOR signaling. The transcript has 3 exons. Lineage: Eukaryota; Metazoa; Chordata; Aves; Strigiformes; Tytonidae. The record is from RefSeq and is a predicted model, not a curated record.
AUGUACACCCCGGGCGGGCCGGGGCUGCCGGGCGGGCGGCGGCGGCGCGGGGGGGCGGCGGGCGGCGGGCUGCCCAAGCAGCCGGAGCGCAGCCUGGCCUCGGCGCUGCCCGGCGCUCUCUCCAUCACGGCGCUCUGCACGGCGCUGGCCGAGCCCGCCUGGCUCCGCAUCCACGGCGGCACCUGCGCCCGCCAGGAGCUGGGCGUCGCCGACGUCCUCGGUUAUGUCGACCCCGAGCUGCUGCGAGAUUACUGCAUGAACCCGCAGACGGUCCUGCUGCUCCGGGUCAUCGCUGCCUUCUGCUUCCUGGGAAUCAUCUGCAGCCUCUCGGCUUUCCUCCUCGACGUCUUUGGACCCAAGCACCCGGCGUUAAAAAUCACUCGCCGCUACGCUUUCGCUCACAUCCUCACAGUCCUGCAGUGUGCCACCGUCAUCGGAUUCUGCUACUGGGCCUCGGAGCUGAUCCUGGCCCAACAACAGCAGCACAAAAAAUACCACGGUUCCCAAGUUUACGUCACCUUCGCCGUCAGCUUCUACCUGGUGGCGGGCGCCGGGGGGGCCUCCAUCCUCGCCACCGCCGCCAACCUGCUGCGUCACUACCCCACCGAGGAAGAGGAGCAAGCCCUGGAGCUGCUGUCUGAGAUGGAGGAGAACGAACCUUACCCGGCCGAGUACGAAGUGAUCAACCAAUUCCAGCCGCCGCCGGCGUACACCCCCUGACGCCGGCACCGGGACGCGGUCAUCGCUUUCUCACCCCCCCCCCCCCCCCCCGAACUUCACUUUCUCGGCACCUCCUUCGCUCUUCUGAUCUCUCCCGCGCAGAGGAAAGGACUUUUCGGGUCAGAUGAUCGGUGUUUUCUUCCUACCCCUUAUUUUAUUAACUCCACAGCGUUGAUUUUUAACCCUGCACCGGCUCGGCUGGCCGAAAUAACGACGGCGCCGUCCCCCCUCCCCGCGUGGCUUCUCCCCGGCACGAGGGGCGGUGGGAUCCGCUCUCCCCCCGCGGAGAUCUCAUCCCUGACCUGCGCCACGACGAGAGGGGAAAUCCCCCCCCGAUUCCCCGGCCCGGCACGCGCCGAACUCAGUCCCUCCUCUGCCGAGGCGUAACCUACGCCCGGAGAAAGGUGUGACGCACGCGUUUGUGUAUAUAUUUAUAUAUAUAUAUAUAUAUAGGGGAAACACCCACCACAACGUGCUGGUGGGAGAGGAACGGCUCAUUAUAGCGGCUGUACGGCAGGAGGAAGGUGGAGCAAACACACCCCCCCCCCCUCCCCGGCCGCUCUGCCUGCUCCUCUUCUCCGGCUGGCGCUGACCACACGAGCAUUUUGCACUUUAUUUAGGCUGGGGGGAGGACGGUGACGGUUUCAGGGCCGGCUGCCGGGGACUGUCACCGCUUGUAAAACCCCAUCUGCAAGCUCUCCUGCUGCCGGUGGUGGUUUGGGGGGAGCUCUGUGCCCUCCCCCCCCCCCCCCCCCCCCCGCCACUGCGGGGUUCAGCUCCUGUCGGCAUCUCACAGAGCAAAUCUUGGGGGGUUGUGUUUUUUUUUUUUAGCCAAGAUAAAACCAGACUUUGGUACAGCGACAGCCCCCCGGGACGCGGGUUGAGCCUGCGCUGGCAAACCGCCGUCUCAGCCUGUAGCUUUUAUGCAAGUUCCCGACCUCCGCGCCAACCUGCCUCUCCUGCUUUUCGACCCCGCUGUUAAUCUCGAUGUUUUUCUGUCCUGCUCUUCGUUUAUUACCCCAUUUCCCUCCGCAAGCCCUGGGAGACGACGGGACCUCGAGGGGCGAACGCUUCCCCGGACGGUGCCGGAGAGCCGAGGGAAAGCCAAACCCGGAGCGGGUGGCCGGCAGGGCCAGAGCUGGGGUUUUUGGGGCUGUUUAAAACAAACAAGGAAAAAAAAACAAAAACAAAAAAAAAAACAAAAAAAAAACCCCAAACCAUACAGGGAUGCAUCAACCUGAGUACCGCAGCACCAAAAAGCUCAAGGCUGGCUCCGUGGAGGGUACGGUGGUUUUAGGGAAGGAUUUUUAGGAUAGGGAUACCGCUCCUUGUAGGUUCUCAAUCAUCCGUCGAACGCUUUUAUUACCUAUUUUCUUGCUGCCGCCUGUCUUGCCCAGCUCAUCCCUUUUUUCCUCCCCUCCCCUGCACCCGCAGCAGCACUGGCUAUGCAAGAGCUUCGGCCGCUCGCCGGGGCUCAGGCUGUGGCACGAAACGGGAAAACUCAGCCCCGGGGAGAGCACUGCCCGUCCCCUGCGGGACUCGAAGGAGGAAAAUCAGCCCCUUAAAACCCUCGAGGAUUUUUGAGAAGGGUGCGAGCGCGGGGAGAAGGUGGCAGUGUGGUGGUCAGGGGGGUUAGUGGCUCCUCUUCCUCCUUCGUCCCACCUCCGGGCUAAACAUCCCGCCAGCUCUUCCCCGGCAUCCAGCUGGAGCAAUAAUCCAGUUUGGGUUUUCCCCCACCGGUGAUUUAUAUGCAAGAGAGGGGCUUGAGUGUAAAUAAUCUGUGCAUAAACACACUGUAUUUCUGUAAAAAAAAAAAAAAAAAAAAAACCAAACAAAACAGGAAGAGAUAAAUGAUGUCAUUUCCCUCCCCUCCACCGAUCUGCGUAGCUCGAUGGAAUCUAGGGGUGCGGGUGCUGCGGGGUUUGGGGCUCCCCCCUGCCCUUCUCCAGAGGAAAUAAAGGGGGUGCAAAGA